Serendipita indica DSM 11827 is the source of this 2589-nucleotide messenger RNA. The record is from the annotation of a GenBank genome assembly. NCBI's taxonomy places the organism in Eukaryota, Fungi, Basidiomycota, Agaricomycetes, Sebacinales, Serendipitaceae.
AUGGGUGAAAGUGGUGCACUUGACUUUGGACCCGCGAUGCCGACUAUUUCCUACGCUUUGGCAAUCCCACUGAUUGCUGGAGGUCUCGUCGCUCGGUACCUCGUCGUCAAUGUCGCAUUGCCCAUCUUUUGGUCCCCUGUGGCCAACAUCCCGGGCCCGAGCGCCCCUGGCUUCUGGGGCUCAAAUUUAUACGGGUUGUUCAACUCCAAGAUAUCAUGGAAACUUCACGAAGAAUUUAUGCAAAAGUUUGGUCGCACGUUUCGCGUAUUCGGCGUCGCAAAAUUUGACCAACGACUUUUGACGCUGGAUCCCGUAGCCAUUGGGUAUAUACUCCGCAAGACGUCGAUAUAUCAGCGACCAUGGCCGACAAAAGCGUUUAUUUCUUCAAUUAUCGGAGACUCGCUAUUCUCAUCAGAAGGCCUGAAGCACAAGUGCCAACGCCGGAUCGCCGACCACGCGUUUGGCGAGCGGAACCUGCAAUCUUUCCUGCCUACCAUCUUUGCAAGAGCGUCACAAAUGACGGAAAAAUGGAUAUCCAUCGUAGAAAAGUCGGAAGAUGGUCAGGCAAAGUUUGAUGUCGCCGAGUGGGUGGUCCGCCUGGGAUUGGACAUUAUUGGAGAAGUCAGUCUAGGUGUGGAAAUUAACUCUUUACGCGAGAAAAACAAUCUGCUUCACGAAACAUAUACGGAACUCUUCAACGUGCUGCUGAAACGACAACACCCUCUCCUCACCUUCUUCGGAAUUCAAGUCCCACGGCUCCAACCGUACAUACCCACCGAAGUCUUCGCCACACUUACACGAUGCAAGGCUAUCGUUCAUGACUUUGGAAUGAAACUGAUCCAGGAGAAACGACGUAUACUCGACUCUGCAGAGAAAUGCCCACAUCGAGAUUUCUUGACCCUAUUCUUGAAAGCGAAUACCCACCCUGAUGUCCCUUAUGAACAACGGAUGUCUGAUAAGGAGUUAUUGGAUAUUGUCAAUACGAUGCUGAGCGCAGGGUCGGAGACUACCGCCCUGGCAAUUUUGUGGACCCUUCAUUACCUUUCGCUUCAUCCAGAGGUGCAGGAUCGCCUGCAGGAAGAGCUCCUCACCGUACCGACCUAUUCCCCAUCGCAAGUAUGCGGUGAAGAAGAGAUGGUUGAGCUCUACAAAGCCAUCGACUCGCUUCCUUGGUUGGAUGCUAUCAUCAAAGAAACACUACGCCUGUCUCCCUCGGUGCACUCGUCUAUCCGCGUUGCCAUGGUGGACGACGAAAUACCACUCGUGAAGCCUAUGGUGAUGCGAGACGGAACCACAUCCUCUACGCUCAAGGUCAAGAGGGGUCAGUGGAUACAUUUACCCUACGAGGCGUGCAACGUGGAUCGAGAAAUUUGGGGAGAUGAUGCUUGGGAGUUCAAACCGGAACGUUGGAAUUGUCUUCCUGAAGCAGUCUCUCAACUCCCUGGUGCAUACCAUCACCUAAUGUCCUUCGGCGCUGGUCCAAGGGGUUGCAUCGGUAUGAAAUUUGCUCACAUGGAGAUGAAGGUCGUGCUCCACCAAAUCGUCUCCUGUUUGAGUUUCAGGGCCGUCGAGAAUCUUUCCAUCAUAAAGGGCACGUCAACCUUCUCCAAACCAUAUGUGGAAGCGGACUGGAGAUGCGGGCGUUCGAGCUCGCUACCGCUUCUUGUAUCACGAUACCUUCCCGGUGAAGCGGCUUCAAACACAAAUACGCUCAACAACAUGCCGCCCAGUGUCGUCUUCAACACGGAUCCUGGUUUGGACGUCGCUCAAGAGCAAAUCGCGCGUAUUCGCCUUGCGAAUCACGCAUUUCAAGCAUCUCAAGGGCAAAUCGAUCGGCAUUCCAUCACUGCUCGUGCUGCUGGAUCUGGCAGUGACAAUCAUAGUGGACCCCUCAUCGUGGUGCUGAUUGCACUGGCGUCCCUUGUCGCAAUUCUUGUGAUUGGAAGCUCAAUACUGCUCAUUCGAUACAGGCGAGUCAUUGGCGGAACGUGCACGCACACCACCAGGUGUCUCACUCCUGCGAACGCCACCAAGUCUCGCUGGCUGCAUCGUUUGGGUGCAAGGACAACUCAACAAGUCGAUCCACAGAGGCACCAUCCACUGCCGAACGCCACCCCGGCUGACCUCAAGAGCAUUCUCCUGGAGCCUACUUCGACUAGCAAUGAAUCGAAGGAGCUCCCUGAGGGUCUCGAAGCACAACUGCCACGAACACCACCUCGUUACCGUAUCCCCUCGAUAGCCUUGGACCCUACCGAGUGUUCUAUCAGUACCAUACCGCGACAGCCAGACAACUCUAUGGCUCGUAGCUCUUUGGAUCACUCUGCAUUCUCCAGAGGCUCUCUGGACCGGGCUUCCUCUGCCGACGCCCAGCCACUGUCGGAAGAGUCAAUCCAAGAACUCCUACUGAAAGUCAGCGAUGGACAAACACGGUGUAUCAUCCAGACGGCUCUCGGCAACAAAAAUGGCGCGGCAAGCUUCAUCUUCCUCUACGACUACACAUACUUCCACGCCGAUGUCUUCAAACCCGUCCUUCCUGCGUAUGAUCAGGUCGGUAUCCUCGACUUUGUCAUUUUCAUCAAAGAACAUUGA